Molecule: messenger RNA, 1362 nt
Organism: Perkinsus marinus ATCC 50983
Lineage: Eukaryota; Perkinsozoa; Perkinsida; Perkinsidae
Product: eukaryotic peptide chain release factor GTP-binding subunit, putative
Exons: 14
Coding region: 1-1362 (453 amino acids)
Biological process (GO): translation
Cellular component (GO): translation release factor complex
Molecular function (GO): translation release factor activity; GTPase activity; GTP binding
Source: RefSeq, a predicted model, not a curated record
AUGUCAUCUGAUAACGCCUCUAGCCAGUUGAAGGACUGCGACCCUCGGCCUCACUUGAACUUGGUCUUCAUCGGUCAUGUCGAUGCCGGCAAGUCGACUACCUGUGGGAAUAUUAUGUAUUUAUCUGGGUUGGUGGAUAAUCGGACCAUUGAGAAGUUCGAGAGGGAGGCUAAGGACAAGAAUCGUGAGUCAUGGUUUUUGGCCUAUAUCAUGGACACCAACGAGGAGGAGAGGGCCAAAGGCAUCACCGUCGAGGUUGGUCGGGCCCACUUCGAAACACCUAAUAGACGAUUUACCAUCUUGGAUGCUCCCGGUCAUAAGAACUAUGUACCGAAUAUGAUCUCUGGCGCGGCCCAGGCCGAUAUCGGCGUGUUGAUGAUCUCCGCUCGAAAGGGCGAAUUUGAGACUGGCUUCGACAAGGGUGGUCAGACUCGUGAGCAUGCUAUGCUUGCCAAGACCUUAGGUGUGAAUAAACUGAUCAUCACUGUGAAUAAAAUGGACGAUCCGACUGUGAAUUGGUCUAAGGAGAGAUACGACCAAAUAGUUGAGAAGUUGACUCCCUUCUUGAAGGGCUGUGGCUUUAAUGUAAAGAGCGAGGAUGACGUCUUCUUCCUCCCCAUCUCUGGUCUCAAAGGUGAUAAUUUAAAGGAAGGCCCCAAGUCGCCCGGCUCUGAUUGGUAUAAGGGCCCGACACUAUUCCAAGUAUUGGAUAAUGCCAACCCACCCUACAGGGAUCCUGAGGCACCUCUACGUAUACCUAUUGUCGAUGGGUAUAGGGAUAUGGGCACUAUUGCUAUGGGGAAGAUAGAGCAGGGGAAGGCACAGCCAGGUCAGCAGUGCAUGUUGCUGCCUAAUAAGACUGUUACUGAGAUACAGUCAGUUUACAUCGAGGAUGAUGAAUAUAAAUACGCCAAUCCUGGUGAGGAUAUCAAACUGAAGUUGAAGAAUGUCGACGAAGACCAAGUCCAGAAGGGGUUCGUGCUCUCUGCCAUUGAUCACCCUUGCCCAGUCGUACAGAAGUUCCAGGCCCAGCUUGUCAUCACGGACCUCCUCGAACACAAGCCUAUUAUCACUAUUGGUUAUACGGCUGUUCUGCAUGUCCACACUGCUAUCGAGGAGUGCACUAUUACUAAACUCAUAGAGUGUGUUGAUAAGCAAAAGAAGACCAAACAGAAGAGGCCGAGAUUCGCUAAGACCGGCCAGAUGUUGCUAUGCGUCAUCGAGACCACCAACAGGAUAUGUGUUGAUACUUUCAAGAGGACUCCACAGCUUGGUCGAUUUACGUUGAGAGAUGAGGGUAAAACCAUCGCCAUUGGAAAGAUAGUGGAAUUGCCUAAAUCUGUCACGGAGGGGAUCGCCUAA